Molecule: messenger RNA, 1056 nt
Organism: Glarea lozoyensis ATCC 20868
Lineage: Eukaryota; Fungi; Ascomycota; Leotiomycetes; Helotiales; Helotiaceae
Exons: 1
Coding region: 1-1056 (351 amino acids)
Source: RefSeq, a predicted model, not a curated record
AUGGCUGCAAACGCAGACGAGUCGCAGAUUUACCCUCUCUACGAUACAACCUUCUCACUCCACCGCGUUUCUCCCUUACACACCGGCCUCGACGACCCUCUUGACGAUGCCAUCCUCCGCGAUCAAGCCCGUCGAUUCCGCGACAUCCUCACAGGAGAAGUCCUUCGCGGCGUUCGAGUCGGAACUGACAACGAGGACUCUACCUUAGCACAUAUGGGAGCUUUGCAGACGGUUACAUGGACACAAUUGCCAUUCGAGGAGAAUUGGAAUGGGCAGACCGGGCAAGUCGUGGGGGACGAAGAUACAACGGUGAUUCUGAGUGAGAGUCGCGGAUUGCUUUUGAGGAUCGCAUACGAGAAGAUGGAGUAUACGGCUAUUCUCUUGAGGGAUAUCAAACCUGGGGAUUGGGAUGAAACGAACGUUGGGGAAAAUUCGGACGUGGAUGGGUUUGAGCACUUCCCGUUGCUGUUGCUUAAAAUGCCUGUAUCGCUCCGCGAUGCUUUUACGGAUUUUCUGGCUACGACGUUCGAUGCGAGGAUAUCUGCGCUUCAAUUUCCAAGCUCCUAUGUUACAACAGCGUUCGAACAAUAUCUUGCGUAUGUCUGUGUGGAUGAAGAAGGAGAACAACUCGACGCGCUGGAAAGUACUCGGGCAACGAAGAAUGUGAUGGGUGCCGUGGAGGUGUUCAUCGGAUUCAAUCUCCCAGGCGGUUCUUCCGCGCUAAAAACAAUGGACAUCAAGCUCUCACGAGAUGAUCUACCGCGGAUCAUUGCCAGAGGAAAGGUUGCGGGAAACGGACAGGAAGAUACACCUCUCUGGAAUGCUUUGACGGCAUAUGUGAACGCACAUCUCGCUCUGGAUCUCAAGCACGAAAGAGUAAAGGUCAUAAGGAUUGCGUGCGAUGCCUUUGUGCUGGGUGCGGAAGGGAAAGUCAAAUUCUUGUAUCCUGGAGCGGAUGAGGAUGUUCACAGUGCUCAGAGAAGAGCUACGAGGAGACUGGUAAAUGGGUUGAUUGAGGCUGCAAGAGGAGGCUCACUAGCUAACAUGCGACCGUGA